AUGACGAGCACGCACUGGAAACCUCUGGCAGACGCUAAGCGCCAGUCGAUUCUCGAUGCAAUUCCUUUUAAAUGGAGGAUCCAGGAGUCGAUUCCCACUGCUACAGAGCUGCGCAACGUGACAGGAGCGUAUAUCCAGAAAUUCCUGACCACCCGAGAAAUCGAGAUUACGGAACUCGACGCGUAUGGUAUCGCUGACAGAACGACUACCGGGGAAUGGUCGGCUGUUGAAGUGACUGAGGCGUUUUGUCAUCGGGCAGCCCUCGCUCACCAGCUUGUGAAUUGUCUUCACGAAAUAUUCUUCGACGCUGCUAUCGAGGAUGCAAAGCGGCUCGAUGCCUACUUCGCAGAACACAAAAAGCCUAUUGGGCCUCUGCAUGGCGUCCCAGUUAGUCUGAAGGACCAGUUCCACGUGAAAGAUGUAGAAACCACAAUGGGAUAUGUCGGCUGGGCUGGCACAUUCCAGGGUCUAAAAGACGACCCUAGGAAUCGAGUAUUCGAAAGCGAACUUGUCCGUGAACUUCGCGCCCUUGGGGCAGUCUUAUACUGCAAGACCAGCGUCCCCGCGACGCUGAUGUGCGGAGAAACAGUCAACAAUAUUAUUGAUUACACAACAAACCCAAAUAACAGGCUUCUCUCGAGCGGAGGUAGUUCAGGCGGCGAGGGAGCACUCAUCGCCCUCAAGGGAUCGCCAGGCGGAUUUGGCACUGACAUUGGUGGGAGUAUCCGCGCCCCUGCUGCGUUCAACGGGCUGUAUGGGAUUCGACCUUCUUCAGGGCGUAUACCGUACGAAGGCGCCGCCAAUUCGAUGGAUGGCCAGAACACCAUAUUAUCGGUUGUUGGGCCGCUUGCUGGUACAGCGCGCUCGCUGCAGCUCUUUUUCAAGGCCGUUCUCGAACAACAGCCGUGGCUUUAUGAUCCGCUCGUGCUCGAGCUACCUUGGAGGAGUGGAAUUGAACUGGAUACGCGGCGAUUAGUGGAGCAGUCUGCGAAAGAGCCUUCCAAGCUUGCGUUUGCGAUAAUGAAGGAUACUGGGGUUGCUAAGCCUCAUCCUCCAAUUGCGAGAGCUUUACAGAUUGUGGAACAGACGUUGAAGCGACUUGGUCACACGGUCAUCGAAUGGACCCCUCCUUCGCAUAUAACCGCCGAUGAGCUUGCAGGCGCCGCUUAUAGUAUGGACGGGGGCGCAGAUGCCGAAUAUCACCUCGGCCUCGCUGGGGAAAAACCCGCACCGCAGGUUAUACUGCAUACUGGACUCUCCCAAAAGACAGCGCUAGAGGUUGCCGGAAUCAACGUCGCAAAGCGCGAGUACCAGAAACAGUACAUGGAUUACUGGAACUCCACAUCUCAAGCCACUGGUACAGGGAGGCCAGUUGAUGCCGUAAUUUGCCCCGUUGCGCCUCAUGCUGCUGUGAUACCGACUCGCUAUGACUAUGUUGGGUAUACCUCGUUUCUCAACCUGCUGGACUACACCAGUGUAGCGAUCCCGGUCACGCAUGCGGAUAAGAGAGUUGAUGUAGCGCAGCCCCGGGAGUUCUUGAGUGAAGUCGACGAGAAGCUGUACAAUGGCUACGAUGCGGAUGUGUAUGACGGGGCGCCGGCCGGGGUCCAGCUGUUCGGGCGGCGACUACAGGAAGAGAAGAUGCUUGUGUUGGCAGAGUAUGUUGGAGCCGCUGUCAAGGCAUGA
This is a messenger RNA of Aspergillus puulaauensis, 1686 nucleotides long. It is a transcript of the gene gmdA, whose product is annotated as putative general amidase GmdA. The record is from RefSeq and is a predicted model, not a curated record. The transcript is spliced from 5 exons. Lineage: Eukaryota; Fungi; Ascomycota; Eurotiomycetes; Eurotiales; Aspergillaceae. The coding region runs from base 1 to 1686 and encodes 561 amino acids.